CUCGAUUUUCUGGUUCUGGGAUUUCUGGGGACUUCCCUAGGGUUUCCAUCGAUCAGCUGUAAGUCCUAUAGUGCGUUUAUGCAGGAUUUCUGAUUCGAGUUUUGACGGGCGGAGGGGGUCCCCGAGGGUAUAUUAUUACAGAAAUUGGAGAAAUAUCGAGGGGCACGUACUGUAGCUAAUUUUGUGGCACUGGGGAGAGGACAAAGGGUAUUGACACAUGCCUCAUUGAUUUAUUUUUGUUUUGUUUUUUUUUUUUCGUCGAGAUUUUCCUGACUUUGUGGGGGGGAAUUUCUUGAUUCAUGUAAAAUUCAUUGGGGAAUUUUGCGGGUCGAAUUUCGUCAUGGGGGGGCGCGAUGACAGGGGUAGGAGGCUGGGGGAGGGGGCCAUCGUCAAGGAACUCGAUGGGUAUUUUUCUUCCCGGGAUAAGGCAGGAAUCCUCGGGGUUUUGAAGAGAGUCAAGGAGGAUUCCAGGGUAUUCGAGGGCUUUCUUAAGAAUGGGGGGCUCAAGGUACUUGUUGGAGUUCUCAAGGUACAGAACACCAGGAUUCUGGAUUAUGCCUUGAGCAUUUUGGCGAAUGCGUAUCUCAAGAGCUGGGUACGGGAAGAGACUAAAAUUCCAAAACUUCCGGAGAAUCUCCUCUGGAUUUUGCAGAACCUCCCCCCAGGCCCGACCCUCCACUGUCGCGCAUGCCGCCUAAUCGGGAACAUGUGCCUCUCAAAACGCCACAGUGAGUCACUCUGCGCCCUGGGGAUCCUUCCGACUCUUUUAACAGUUUUAAAAUCGCCGUCAACACCCCAGACGCACUCAAUGGCGAUCCGAGCGGUGCGAAAUAUCUGGGAGAGUCACAAGACCUCCCAGACCGAUGUAAUCGACUCUGAGCUCAUAAAAGAGGUGAUGACCAUUCUGAUAGCCUCGAGCAAUCGCUACACGAGUGAUCCAACUCAAUCCAAAUACAAAGACCUGUCGGAGACCUGCCUGAAGGCCCUGAAGGUCCUCCUGGACCCCCAAGACAUUCGUAUCUCCAAGCAGAUAAAUUCUCCGACGAAUUUUAAUUUUAUCGUUGACCUUUGCACCUCCAAUCAGAGAUGCGCCAUUCAAUUGCUUCAUAAACUCACACGAACCGCUGAAAAUCGGCCUGAUCUUGGUACCUGCGGGGCUAUCGAUUUUCUCAUCACAUUUCUCAAAACCAUCAACCCAGAAUCAUCAUUGAACUCGGUCACUUACGAAGUCAUCACGAGUCUCUGUUUGUUCUCAAGAGAGUCUGUGAACAGGGCCAAGAUCCGGGAUUGCGGUGGGCUGGAGGUAAUGCUAGGUCUUCUUGAGGACGAGGAGAAGGUGAAGCAUCAUCACAUGCUAUUGUGCGCCCUGACACAAUUUGUUGGUGACGAGAAUAGCAUUGAAGUGAUGAUCAAGAGUGGAGUUGUUGGGGUAAUCGUCAGGAUGCUCAACAGAAUGGUGCUGGAUGUGAGGCUGGAGGAAAAGGGGAGAAAGAGAAGUGCUGAGGUGAUGUCACCUGAGGGUAGGACUGGAAGCAAGAUCAACAGAACUAGCACUGAGCGAUUCAGUUUGGAUUUUUACUCGAGUAGAUGGAGUCCAAGGAGUGCCAAUAGUCCUUCAUCAUCGCCAUCGGGCUCACCACCUUUACCCUCAUGCGAUUUCAAUGAUAAUGACGAGGAAAAUUACAGUCCCGUGUGCUCCGAGGCUGAAGACUGUCCUGAAAAUGAAGACGCCAAAAGUACAGCAACGAGGGAUGAGAUUGAUUCAUUGAAUAGUUUUGUAUGUUCAAGUAUUGGAAAGGAAGACAGCCAACAAGUUGAGAGGGAGGAGGAGUGCCCAGUGAUGAGUACUGGUAUGAGUGUAUCACAUAUGUGGACUCUACAACUCCUAGCAAGACUGACAUUCUGGGAGCGUCCGGUUGAAGGACUAGCUAAUCCCAUUACAAUUCAGGCAAUAACUGCGUACAUCGAGGCAUCAAAAAACACCGAUGCCCUUCCCAUUCUCAAUCGAAUAAUAGACAAUCACGUUUAUUUUCUGCCGCUGUUACUCCAGGGGUUCGUCUUCGACGUUCAGAGCCUCUGCAACUGCAAAGAAUACCUGAGAAUAUUCUCGAAGAGUGCAGAAUCAGGUGGUGCCUUUGGAGAUCUAUCCACAAUCCUGAGAAGAGGUCGGGACACUCAGAAAUUCAUGGUUGCCCUUUCGGUGCCAUUUCUUCUCAGGUCGAGGGAUAAAUUGAGGACUUUGAUGACUGAAUAUGGGGGCCUGGAGCUCAUGUUUCAGCUACUCAGGGAUGAGACCCACGAGAUGAAUGAGAAUGCCGUUUAUUCGGUGUGUCAGCUUGCUGAGGCACUCGGGGUCAGGCCGACUGGGCCCAACGAUCAUUCCGAUGUUUUGGCACUUGGUGGCGAUGGUGGAGAGGACCAUGGCAGCCAGGUGAAGAGGAUAAGGAGUGGAGGGAGGGAAAGUCCUGUUGUUUUUGAGCUGGAUGAUGGAGGAACUGUUGAAGCAUGUCGGAGGGUUCUCUGUGGAAAGAGCGAGGCGUUCAGUGCUAUGUUGGAGGGAAGAUUUUUUGAAGCUGGUCAGGCAAGAGUUCGCCUUCACCACGUAUCAACCCAAGGCCUUUCAGUGCUGUGCAAUUUAGCCAGUGGAAAAUUGUCCCUGACCUCGAAAAAACCCAGUGAAAAACUGGAAAUCGAGGCACUCCUCGACGCUGUUCUCCUCGCUGACAAAUUCCUCAUGUUUGAUGAGUCGGAGAGUCUCACCGAGACCUCAGUCUCCGAAUUAUCCCACCGAAAUCUCAGUCGGGCAUGGAACUGGGCGAGAACCAAUGGUUGCAGUGAAUUCAGAAAUUGCUGUGUAAAACACUUUUUAACAUCUCGAACCUCCUCGAGAGAGGACAGACUGCAAUCUUUCAAGGACUUCUCAUCUGGAAGACAUUUCAGGGAAUUCCUAGAAGACAUUCGUGAUAUUAUCAUCGAAAAAUUAUCAAUUCGAUAAUAACAUUGUGUAAAUUGAAUUCUUAAUUAUUCUUCUUCGAUUUUUGUAUUUAAUUAGAGGGAAGAAAUCGUGACAUUUUCAAUGAUUUAAAUCGGGGCGAAUUUGGAGAGCAAGAAUUGGGUUCAAUGGCUUCAUCAAUCGUGUCAAUCAAACAGAGAAUUUCUUUGGCUUUCGGAAGAUAUUUGAUUCAUGUCAUUAUCUCUGAAGGUUCUUGAGAUAUCUUAAUUAAACUGGGGAGUCAUUUGAUUGGAUAAUACGACUGUACAGUCAUUGAGACAAGUAAAUGGAUUAUUCUUUUUUUUUUUUCUAGUCUAGAUCGAAUUUUUUAUCGAGCAACUAACAUUAUCAUCAUCUGAUCAUCAAGUGUAUAUUUUUUUUCUUUCAAUUUAAUGUACAUUUAUUUAGAAAAUACAAAAAAUUAUUUGAUUAAUA
Messenger RNA from Fopius arisanus, 3427 nucleotides. It is a transcript of the gene Rnb, whose product is annotated as R and B. The coding region runs from base 341 to 2995 and encodes 884 amino acids. Gene Ontology annotation, molecular function: protein binding. The record is from RefSeq and is a predicted model, not a curated record. Gene Ontology annotation, biological process: anatomical structure morphogenesis. Gene Ontology annotation, cellular component: cytosol. Lineage: Eukaryota; Metazoa; Arthropoda; Insecta; Hymenoptera; Braconidae. The transcript has 4 exons.